AUGGACCAGGACCCAAGGAGGAACUGUCUGGAGACAGGAGUGAUGAGGACCUGGAUCGAACCAGUGGUGGCCUCAGCACAGGUAGCCGCCUCCUUCUAUGAUGCGGGGCUGCUGCUGGUGGUCAAGAAUUACUACAACCUUUCAAGUUUCUCCAACCACACCAACUCCUCCAGCCCCAGGGGGGCCAGUGAGGAUGCUCAGCAGAAAGCCAUCUCCAACUUCUACAUCAUCUACAACCUUGUGGUGGGCCUCACUCCACUGCUCUCAGCCUAUGGGCUGGGGUGGCUCAGCGACCGCUACAACCGGAAAAUCUCCAUAUGUGUCCCCCUCUUGGGCUACCUCCUCUCCCGUCUCCUCCUCUUGCUGAAGAUCCUGUUGGACUGGCCAGUAGAAGUGAUGUACGGGGCUGCAGCCCUGGCAGGACUCUCAGGGGGCUUCACGGCUUUCUGGUCUGGCGUCAUGGCUCUGGGCUCACUGAGCUCCUCUAAGGGCCGUCGCUCUGUGAGGCUUAUCAUCAUUGACUUGAUCUUGGGUUUGGCAGGCUUCUGUGGGAGCAUUGCUUCCGGUCACCUCUUCAACUUGCUUCGAGUGGGCAACCGGCAAGGUGUCGUCCUUGCUGUCUCCAGUGUAGGCUGUGCCACGUUUGCCUUCCUCUAUAGUCUCUUUGUCCUCAAGGUCCCAGAGCCUGAGGUCAAGCCCAGUAAAGCCUUCGGUGUAGUGGACACUGUAUCUGGGACCAUAGGCACUUAUCGCACUCUGGACCCUGACCAUCCAGAGAAGAGAGGAGGGGUGGUGGAGCUUCCUUCCCUGCAGAAAGGAGAGCCUCGCAAAGCUAUCAUAGCUCUGCUUUUUGCGGGGGCCAUCAUUUAUGAUUUGGCAGUGGUGGGUACAGUUGAUGUGAUGCCCCUUUUCGUAUUAAGGGAGCCACUGAGCUGGAACCACGUGCAAGUGGGCUAUGGGAUGGCAGCUGGCUAUACCAUCUUCAUCACCAGCUUCCUGGGAGUCCUGGUCUUUUCUAGGUGCUGCCGGGACACCACCAUGAUCAUGAUAGGGAUGGUCUCCUUUGGAGCCGGCUCACUGCUCCUGACCUUUGUGAAGGAAACCUACAUGUUCUAUAUUGCCCGGGCCGUCAUGCUGUUUGCUCUCAUCCCAAUAACGACCAUCCGAUCAGCGCUGUCCAAGCUCAUCAAGGGGUCUUCCUAUGGAAAGGUGUUUGUGAUCCUGCAGCUGGCACUGGCCCUCACCGGGGUGGUGACAUCCACAACAUUCAACGAGAUCUAUCAGAUCACCAUGGAUAAGUUCACUGGCUUUUGCUUCGCUCUGUCAUCCUUCCUCGCCUUCUUGAGCAUCAUCCCUAUUGGGGUUGUGGCCUGCAAGCAAGGAGAGAUCACUGAGAAAUGA
Molecule: messenger RNA, 1401 nt
Organism: Trichosurus vulpecula (common brushtail)
Lineage: Eukaryota; Metazoa; Chordata; Mammalia; Diprotodontia; Phalangeridae
Gene: SLC46A2
Product: solute carrier family 46 member 2
Exons: 4
Coding region: 1-1401 (466 amino acids)
Biological process (GO): transmembrane transport
Cellular component (GO): membrane
Molecular function (GO): transmembrane transporter activity
Source: RefSeq, a predicted model, not a curated record